Messenger RNA from Clonostachys rhizophaga, 1149 nucleotides. The record is from the annotation of a GenBank genome assembly. NCBI's taxonomy places the organism in Eukaryota, Fungi, Ascomycota, Sordariomycetes, Hypocreales, Bionectriaceae.
AUGGCGCAAGUUAAUGGGAGCUGCGAUCCCCAGUUCCAAGGUGUCCGCGAUGCCUUCUCCAAAUACAUCGUCUCCGGCGAGGAAAAUGGCGCGUCGCUGGCAGUCAAUUUCGAUGGCAAGGACGUGAUCAACCUAUUCGGAGGAUAUGCCGACAAUGCGCGGACGAGGCCUUGGACCGAAAAUACCAUCGUCAACAUGUUCUCGUGUACCAAGAUCGUAUCGGCGCUAGCCAUGCUCAAACUCGUGGAUCGCGGCCUGGUCUCGUUCACGGACAAGGUCGCCAAGUUCUGGCCCGAGUUCGCAGCCAACGGCAAGGAGAAUGUUGAGAUCGGGCACCUCCUAUCCCACAGCUCUGGCGUUGCGGGCUGGGAUAAGCCCAUGACGUACGAGGAUAUGUGCGACGUGCCCAAGUCAACGGCGGCUCUGGCGGCCCAGGCCCCAUUCUGGGAGCCCGGCUCCAUAUCCACUUAUCACUGCUGGGUGUACGGGCAUCUAAUCGGCGAGGUCGUGCGGCGCGUCACCGGGCUCGGGCUGAAGGAGUUUGUUGCCAACGAGCUCGCCGGUCCCACUGGGGCAGAUGUGCAAAUUGGCUGCAAGGAGGAGGACUGGCCUCGCACUUCGGAGCUGAUACCCCCGCCUGGCAUCGAUCUGCCACCGAUUCCACCAGACUCCCUCCCCGCCAAGAUCUUCAACCCCGUCCCAAACCCAGAAUUCGCGCAGACAGCGUUAUGGAGACGGUCUGACAUUGGUGGUGCAAAUGGGCAUGCCAACGCCGCAGCCUGUGUCCGUCUCUUGUCUAAGGUUACACUUGCCGGCCGUGGCGCCGAGCCGCACGUCCUUUCGAAGGAGACGGCGGAUGCCAUCUUCCAGGAGCAGACUCGUGGCGUUGAUGGAUUCAACGGCCUGUAUAUCCGCUGGGGCCUCGGUCUAGCACUCCGCGGAGAGGGUGAGACGGCAGUCGAUGACUGGCUGCCUCCUGGUCGGGUUGCGCUUUGGGGUGGUUGGGGCGGAUCAUUAUGCAUCUUGGACUUCGAGAGGAAGAUCACCAUCUCGUAUAUUAUGAAUAAGAUGAGGCUUGAGACGCCCGUAACGCCACUAGCGAGGGAAUAUUUGAAGGAGAUUUAUAAGAGUAUCGAUGUGAAAUGGUGA